Messenger RNA from Owenia fusiformis, 1967 nucleotides. Lineage: Eukaryota; Metazoa; Annelida; Polychaeta; Sabellida; Oweniidae. The record is from the annotation of a GenBank genome assembly.
GUAUUAUCGCCCACUUCAGUUUUAAAAAAUGGAGCAAACAUUUGCAAACGAUUUAAGCCUAAAGGUGAAUGAGUUAUUGGAUCAACCAGUGGAAAGACAGAGACUCUUCCAGGCACUAAAACAAUACCAACAGACAUAUGAUGUAGACACCCUGGUUGGAGAAUUGAAGGAAAUUAUUAAAGAUCCAAACAAGAUACAACUCUACAAUGAUAUAAGGCCCUUGAUACUACUGAGACAACAGAUGGAAUAUGAUAAACUGUUACCACAGCAACACAUGGAACAUCUGCGUAUCAUAAAUCUUGAGAAGUCUCACCAACAGCAACUUGGAUUUGCAGUUGUAGGAGGUUUAGAACAUGGCAUAGGUGUCUAUGUGUCCAAGGUAGUUCCCAAUUCCCAGGCUGAUAUACAGGGAUUGAGGGUUGGUGAUCAGAUCCUAAGGCUGAAUGGAUUCACUAUUGACCAAGCAAUUCAUGAGGAGAUACUGGCCUACAUAAAAACAAGCAGAGAGCUUAUCCUUAAAGUCAGAAAUGUAGGAAUGGUGCCAAUUAAAAGUGUGCAAGAUGAUAAACUGAAGUGGCAGUACAUCACACAGGAGAACAAAGCUGUGUCCAAUGGUCACCAAGAUACAGUGAAACUGUUCAUAAGCAUUCCACCAGGUGCCGGCCUAGGCUGUAGUAUAUGCAGUGGAUCACAAAAGAACUCAGGCAUAUAUCUACAGUCCACUAAAGUGGGAGGAUUGGCAGAGGAGGCAGGCUUAGAGGUGGGGGAUCAAAUCCUGAAUGUCAAUGGGACACGCUUUGAUGGAAUUUCUCACUCAGAGGCAAUUGUGGCCCUGAAAAGUAGUAGGCAGCUUUAUAUUCAGAUCAAGAAAGGUGCAGGAUUAGAGUUCUUAUCCAGUGGGAGUGAUGAUACAAUAGAAGCACUUCCACAAAAUACCAGCACAGCUAGUCAGAUUAGAUAUGAGCCAACAAGAGAUAUAAAUGAUAAUAGUCAGGCAUCUAGUUACAAAGCACCGUCACAACUUAGUAAUGGCCAAGCCAAUGUAGAAGUUCACAAUGAUGCCCCUGCACCUGAGAGUUUGCAAAAGCUCUUCAAAAAUUCUGCUCGUUUAGUGGAAGCCCCAGACACUAAUAAGGAGCUGACAACCAAAGUAGACGAAACAAAUAGCUCUGACCCUUAUUCACUGUUCACUGAAAUAGAGAUAGAUGGCAGAGACCUCGUGCAAGUGGUUGUUCCUAUAGAGGGUGGCACAGUAGAUAUGACGUUAGAGGGAGGUCUAGACUCUCCACUUGGGAAAGUGGUAGUUGGCGAGGUCUUCCAAGAUGGAAAUGUUUAUAAACAAGGUGGUGUUAAGAAAGGAGAUACAGUAAUGAUGGUGGGUGAUUUCAAGUUGGUUAAUACAACAUUGAAAUCCGCACAAAACCUUCUGGACAAGGCUUUACAAUCAUCCCAGGGCUCACUGGGGAUUAUAGUUGCAAUUUCUCCACCAAAGCAUUAUGAGGACGAAGUGACGUACUUCUAACCUGGCAGAAGAUAGUAACAAUCCACAGUGAGUGUGAUAAGUCAAUAUACAACACAAAAGAUCGUAAAGUUAAUGUGCCAAGAAAGAACAACAAUUGCAAUAUAGAAUUGUGCAGGAAUAACAUUUGUAAUAUAAAAGUAUGCAGUAAUAAGCGCAGUAUCUAAGUAUGCAGAAAUGACAAUCACCUUUACUUCUUAUAAUAGAAAUAUUAAGAAGUAACAUCUGUAAUAAAGCAAUAUACAGUUAUGAUCACAAUGUGUAUGUAUGCAGAAAUGACAAUUACAAUACAGUGUUAAAUAGAAAUAGGUUUGCAAUAUGGAAGUAUAUAGAAAGGACAACAGCAAUAUAGAAGUAAACAGAAAUGACUUACAAUAUUGAAGGAAAUAGCAAUGAUAUUCAUGAAAAAGAAUUUUUCAAAAUUGACAUUCUCAUAGGAAAUAUGGAG